AAAGGCUUCAAAAUGAUGCCCGUGAUAUAUGUCGUGUUUACUUUUCUGCUAAGUAACGCAAUAGCGGAUGACAACACCAAAUUUCCAGAUGGAUUUUCGUUUGGAGCUGCAACAUCAGCCUACCAAAUAGAAGGUGCCUGGAAUGAAGAUGGCAAAGGUGAAGGAAAUUGGGACAGAGUAGCUCACACCAUUCCAAAUUUCAUUUAUCAUAAUGACAGUGGUGAUGUUACCUGCGAUUCCUACCAUCAGUGGGAAGAGGAUAUAAGGAUUUUAAAGGAAUUGAAAGUUACACAUUAUCGAUUCUCAAUUUCCUGGCCAAGACUCUUGCCUUUAGGUUUAAACCUUGAGGUGAACCAGGCAGGCGUAGACUAUUACAAGAAUUUAAUAAAAGCUUUAAAAGCUGCUAACAUCGAACCAUAUGUCACUCUCUUUCAUUGGGAUUUACCACAGUUUUUGGAAGAACUUGGUGGCUGGCCAAAUCCAGAGAUUGUAUCAUGGUACUCAGAGUAUGCAAAGCUGUGUUUCGAACUUUUUGGGGACGAUGUAAAACAUUGGAUGACCUUUAAUGAACCAAAACAAACCUGUACAAAUGGCUACGGAACGGGAGUUUAUGCGCCCUCUACCAAAUCUCCUGGUAUUGGAGAAUAUAUGUGCAUCCAUAAUGUUCUAAGGGCGCAUGCUGCAGCAUAUCACAUAUACGAUAAGGAGUUUAGGUUUAAACAGAAUGGAAAAGUCGGUAUUGUCAUUGAUUCAGCUUGGUGGGAACCCUAUAACGCAACAACAGAUAGUGACGCUUCUGAACGUUUGUUACAAUUUACUUAUGGUAUAUAUGCAAACCCAAUAUUUUACGGAGAUUAUCCAGAUGUGGUCAAGUCUUCAGUCGCUCGACGUAGCAAGAGUCAAGGUUUCCCAAAUUCUCGUCUUCCUGAGUUCACAACUGAAGAAAAAAAUACCAUCAGAGGAACAAUCGACUUCUUGGGAUUAAACCAAUACUCAUCAUUUUACGUUACAGACAAAACAGACGACAAAGAUGGAAUGGGUUAUGACGCAGAUGCUGAAGUAAAAACAUGGGCUGACGAAAGCUGGACACAAGGCGCUGCUGAUUGGCUUAAUAAAGCUCCUUUUGGUAUACGCAAAAUGUUAAAAUGGAUUAAGAAAACUUACCCAGACAUUCCUAUUAUUAUCACUGAAAACGGUUGGUCAGAUUUUGAUGGAACUUUGGACGAUGAUCCAAGGAUCGACUACAUAUCGAAAUAUCUUAGUAACGUAAAAGCCGCAAUGGACGAGGACAAAGUCAAUGUAGUAGGAUACACGGUUUGGAGUUUGCUGGAUAACUUGGAGUGGCUGUUCGGUUUUUCAAACAAAUUUGGAUUAUACCAAGUUGAUUUCAAUCACCCAAAUAGGACCAGAACAGCGAAAAAGUCAGCCAAAUGGUACACAAAUGUCAUCGAGACCAGAUGUUUAGGAACAUGUGAAUGAGAAAAUAAAAUUGGACAUAACACUCUUAAUGUUAAGGUUUAUAUAAAUAAAUAGUUUUAC
This is a messenger RNA of Diabrotica balteata, 1539 nucleotides long. The record is from the annotation of a GenBank genome assembly. NCBI's taxonomy places the organism in Eukaryota, Metazoa, Arthropoda, Insecta, Coleoptera, Chrysomelidae.